Xiphias gladius (swordfish) is the source of this 2640-nucleotide messenger RNA. RefSeq names its product phospholipase B1, membrane-associated. Gene Ontology annotation, cellular component: brush border membrane. Gene Ontology annotation, molecular function: phosphatidylcholine lysophospholipase A1 activity; retinyl-palmitate esterase activity; A2-type glycerophospholipase activity. The record is from RefSeq and is a predicted model, not a curated record. The transcript is spliced from 15 exons. Lineage: Eukaryota; Metazoa; Chordata; Actinopteri; Istiophoriformes; Xiphiidae. Gene Ontology annotation, biological process: phospholipid metabolic process. The coding region runs from base 368 to 1687 and encodes 439 amino acids.
AAUUAAGGCUGAAGGCCUUAAGGCUGCGUCUGACCCCGAGUCGGUUCAGCUGAUCCUGCAGGUGUUGGGAUGUGGUUCCUCGUGGACUCGGUGUGAUUACGAUUUUCUUUUCUGUAUAUGACCCUCUCUCUCUCUCUCUCUCUCUCUCUCUCUCUCUCUCUGAUUUUAUUAGCGGCUACAAAGGUCAAAGAUAAGGCUCAUCAGUAAUUAUCGCAAAGGUUGCACCGCGCACGAAUAAGGCAUCAAACCGGCCGGACGAAACUCCGUGUUAUUAUUUCUCCUGAGCUCGUUGGAAGGGCGAGAGCAUGCUCCACUCGGCGCUGUUCGCCGCCUGCGUGUUCGCCGCGUGUCACGUCGACGGUGGGUGAUGACCGACACACGGCGCCGUGCUUUCGCUCUCCUCUCCUGCCGCGGGGCUCACUGUCCUCGACGCGCCUCUUGUCCCCCCCGGGGUUUGGAUUCAGGGCCCGACACGAAACGCGUCUCACCUUUCUUCUCUCCUGCAGGCCGCACGGUAGGCGCAGAAGAGGACGGUUCCCAGCAGGACGUUUUGGGAGCAGACUUCCCGCGGCGUCGCCUGCAUCCUCCGUUUCACUGCCCCGAUAUGAGCCCGUCUCCGGCCGUCCCCACCUCAGUCGAACGUGUCAAAGCCGCGGACGUCAAGGUCAUCGCUGCGCUGGGAGACUCUCUGACUACGGCGAUCGGUGCCAACGGCUCCACCGUUUUCUCGAUCCCCUUUGAGUUCCGCCAGGUGUCAUGGAGCAUCGGAGGCUACGGGACUUAUCAAAAUGUCAUCACACUGGCAAACAUUUUCAAACUCUUCAAUCCCAAACUGCUGGGUCCGUCCCCAGCGAUGACGCUCCACGGUCACCCCGCGACUGUCGAAGAGACCGGCUUCAACUUCGCCGUCACCGGCCACAACACGCUGAACGUCUCAGAUCAGAUAAGACACAUGAUAGACACGUUCAAGUCGUAUCCAGGUCUGAACUUCCGAGAGGACUGGAAGGUGGUGACGAUCCUGAUCGGCAUGAACGACAUCUGCGACUACUGCAAAAACAAUGCCUUGUUCUCCGCCGACAGCUUCAUCCACCACAUGACGGAGGCUCUGACCGUGAUGAUGAACGAGAUCCCCAGGACCAUCGUGAACGUGGUGCAGAUUCUUCCCAUGAAGCCUCUCAGAGAAGUUCAGAAACCGACUCUGGGCUGUCAGCUUCAAAAGAGAUUCUGCUCCUGUCUGGUUCAACCUGAAGAAGACUCCCCUGAACUGAAGGAGCUGGUUGAGCUUAACCACGAGUUCCAGAGAAGAUUAGAGAAGCUUCUGCACAGCCAGCGGUUCUUCAAAAAGGACUUUGCUGUCGUUCUGCAACCUUACUUAGAGAACGCUGGACCAGCAAGAUUUCCUGAUGGGACAGUUGAUCCGAGCUUCUUCACGGCAGAUUGUUUCCACUUCACUGUCAAGGGACAUGAGGAGCUGGCAAAGGGGCUGUGGAACAACAUGUUCCAGCCUGAAGGAGAGAAACAGAGGAUAAAGACGCUCUCAGAGCCGGUAGAACUCAUCUGCCCGCCAAAGGAGCAUCCCUACAUCUACACCAAGCCCCGAGUUCUAUCGUCUGCACCGGCACUGAAGCAUCUCUCCGCGACGCUGGCGUCUCUGCUUUCCCUCUUUGUCCUGGUUGAUUUUCUGUAAUUCGCCUGGCUUGAGCGCUCGAUUCCCACUAGAGCCGCCAAUCCUAAGGCAUAGACACUCGGGGAAGUCUAAUGGUAAACUGUAUAUUGGGUGCAAAUUGUGGAAAUAAGACAUUAGAAGACGAAAAUUAGGUAGUAUUUACAACUCUCACCACAAAUCAGUGGGCGACGGAUUUUUUUUAAAAUCAGCAUAUUCCGUGAUUAGAUGUAUUUACAAAAAUCCUCAUGUUCUGACAUUUGCUGACGAUUUUCACAAAGUGGUUUCAAUCCACGACUCCGGAGCGAGAUGGAUGUGUCAGGCCAUACACAUCUUCCCUGCUGUCAAACCAACAACUUGAAUUUUAUCCUCCAAACUUAUUUCAUUUAUAAAUUUCAGUGUUCACGGAGUAACCGAAUCUUCUCGUUACCCGGCCGCUGCUCUUAAACCAAAUCUGAAAGCGCUCUCGAAACAAAAGACAAAUGUUGAGCUCUGAGUUUGUGCCUUUAUGUCCUGCAAAUGUUGUUGUUGUUGUUGUUGUUGUUGUUGUUGUUGUGCAUAUGCGGCACUCAGCCGCGGAUCCGUCCUCGUGACAACAGCGCAGGGACAAACUUGUGAUCUGAAGAUUCUGUGGUUUGCAAAUGAUGUGGAUAAACUCCGGGUAACUCAAACUGAAAUGCAACUGUUAAAGGAGCUACAUUAACUAUUACUAUUACUAUUACGCAUUACUGACAGAUAAUCCACUAUCAUAACUCGGCUGACGCUGUCAUCGGCAAGUAAAACACAAUGAUGAGUAAGGACGGUUAAAAUAACAAAGCACUUAUCACUUUAUACAUUUCCUACAGAAUUUUGAAUUCAUUUAUAUAUUUUUUUAAUUUAUUGGUGAAUAUAAGGUUGGUUCUUUCUGUCUUGCAACAAAAUUAUAAUAAAUAUAUCAUACAUUAAGCUAAUUUUAAAUUAAAAAUAUAUAAAUUAAA